AUGUUCGUCCUUUGCCGACUUAUUCCCCGCGCCAUCCGAAAGCGCCGCGGCGCCGCCAAUGGAAAUCCCUCAGCGCCGCGAAAUGCCGCCGAUACCCAGGGCUCGUCGCCAGAUCCAGCCGCCGGUUACCACAUCUACGCCCUCUCUGAGGGCUCUUCAACACCUGUCGGCGCCAAUAACGAUGCCCAGAAAUCCCCCUUCAACCUCAAUGUGAUUUGCGCGUCGCAAGCGCAACUCCCCGAGGACUCGCCGCUGCUUGCCCGUUUCUUACUGGACCCACCCUCUUCCGCAUCCUCCCAUCUCCUCAGAUCCUCCACUACCGAGAAGCAUGUCGUGGUGUCGACCCGUUCGGGACUGUGUCUGGCAGAGGGCUUCUACAAGCGCGUGCUGGCCCCGUUGCUGGCGGCCGUUGGGCUGAGUGAAGCUGAUUACAGGCUGACUGUGACGCGGGAUAAGAAUACUAUUCGGGAUCUCGCGCGGGGUUUGGCCGGAAACAGUGCCGGAGAUGGUGAGAAGUUAGUGGUACUGCUGAGCGGGGAUGGUGGCGUGGUGGAUAUGUUGAACGGCUUGGACCACGCUCGGGAUCAGGCAGGGCACUCAUCAACAACACCACUGCCGCCGCGCCCGCCGACGAUCGCCCUCCUCCCACUCGGCACAGGCAAUGCCCUGUUCCAUUCCCUGCACAAGCCGCAUUACUCUGCAUCACCGGCCCCGUCGCCUCUCGUGCUCGCGCUGCGCACCCUCUUUAGCGGCCGGCCGGCCCCGCUGCCCACCUUUCGAGCGACCUUCUCGCCGGGCGCGAGGCUAGUAGCCGGCCAUGCUCCGCCACCAUCAUCAUCACCACAAGCCCAGGAACAAUCACAGUCCAGCGACAGCCAAGGACAGCCGGUAACGCACCUUGUCGGCGCCAUUGUCGCGUCGUACGGCUUCCACGCCAGCAUCGUCUGGGAGAGCGAUACGCCCGCCUACCGCGUCCACGGCGACAAGCGCUUCGGCAUGGCCGCGGCGGAGCUGCUCAAGAUUGCCCACGCCUAUGAUGCGCAAGUCAAAGUGCGGGUGCCGGGAGAAGGUGGCGGCAACAGUUUCGCGCCGCUGCGCAGCAUAACCAGCAGCGACGACGAUGAUGGCAGGUUCAGCUACAUCCUCGCGACCAUGGUGUCCAACCUCGAAAAGACAUUCACCAUCUCCCCCGGCAGCCGGCCGCUGGAUGGGCGGUUGAGGCUAGUCCAUUUUGGCCAUGUCAGCGGGGAGAAGACGAUGGAAAUCAUGCAGGCUGCGUAUAAGGACGGGGCGCAUGUGGGUAUGGAGGAGGUCGGGUAUGAGGAGGUGGAGGAGGUCAAGGUCACGAUUGCCGAGGAGGAUGCGCGGUGGCGGAAGGUCUGUAUCGACGGCAGUAUCGUCGAGAUUGAAAGAGGCGGUUGGAUGGCGGUGGCGAAGGAGCCCACCGAAACAGUAAGGGUGUUGGUUGAUGACAGUGUUACUAGUGCUGCGGGUGUUUGAUCUGGCAUUUUAUACAUAGUGACACAUUCACAGCUGCACAGUCUCAAAUC
Canariomyces notabilis is the source of this 1550-nucleotide messenger RNA. RefSeq lists its product as uncharacterized. Gene Ontology annotation, molecular function: lipid kinase activity. The record is from RefSeq and is a predicted model, not a curated record. Gene Ontology annotation, cellular component: cytoplasm; intracellular membrane-bounded organelle; membrane. Lineage: Eukaryota; Fungi; Ascomycota; Sordariomycetes; Sordariales; Chaetomiaceae. Bases 1 to 1500 code for a protein of 499 amino acids. The transcript is spliced from 2 exons. Gene Ontology annotation, biological process: phosphorylation; sphingosine biosynthetic process.